AUGGCUAAAGCCAAGGAAGCACUUGCGAUCGAAGUACACGGGAUCUAUUACUGGACUGACUCGAUGGUCACAUUAGAUUGGAUAUCCAAUCCGACAAAGAAAAGGCCAACCUUCAUCAGCAAUCGCGUUAGGAAGAUAAAUGAUAUGUCACCAAUCGAAAACUGGAAUCACGUCGGGUCAAAGGAGAACCCAGCAGAUCUUAUAUCCCGGGGAACGUCUACACAAAAGCUAGCGGAAAGCACGAUUUGGUGGAAGGGCCCUGCAUUCCUCGAAGGACGCGAUCGCACGUGGACUCAAAGGCCAUCAAGAGUCAUGAUCACACAAGAGCAACAACAAGUAGACUCUCGUUGCGAAGUAAACUACUUAUUACUGGAUCGUUAUUCGAAAUUAGAAAAGUUGCAGAGAGUUGUAGCAUACUGUCUGCGUUUCAAACGAAACUGUCACAUACAGCAAAUUGAAAGAGAAACAGGGCCACUUACGUUGAAGGAGCUAGAUGAUGCUCAGUUGUGCAUUGUUCGAAUGGCACAAACUAUAUACUUUGCAACCGAGAUUCAACUGUUAAAGAAAAAUAAAUCGUUGCCCAGUUCUAGCACCCUCAUAACUCUUCAACCAUUCUUAGAUGAUCGUCAGGUUCUUCGCGUCGAAGGACGCAUUCAGGCGGCCGGUGUGGAAUUUAACCAGCAGCACCCAAUUAUUUUGUCAUCGAAAUGCAAGUUAGCAUAUUUGUUGGCCGUUUAUUAUCAUUUGGAAAAUCUACAUGGUCUGCACUGCAUUAGUGCACUUGAAUCUAUGAAAUUCAAAAAUCAAAAUAAGUUAUCGGAGUAUAUUGAUAAACAGCAUUUAAAGAAAAAUCACCAUUCGUGCUCGCAACAACGCAAUAAGAGCCGAUCUCCGCGGCUCAACAUCAAGCCGCUACGGGACCCGCAAGCUGCCGAAGUCUACGCACAACAGCUUGAAGCGGCACUACCCACUGCAGAGGAGCUCGGCGCAGCUUCUCUCGAGGAUGGCUGGACCAUUUCCUGGCUUAACGGCUUCGCUGAUGACUGCGACAUCAUAGCACGAAACUUCGCGAUGGUGGAGGAAACCUACACCAGACUAAAAGCGGAAGCUAAGCGUAUUGGACUGCUCAAAAGAAGAAGAGAACAAUGUCAGCCUGCCACCCCGGAUCACAGUAGACGGCGAUGA
This is a messenger RNA of Wyeomyia smithii (pitcher-plant mosquito), 1185 nucleotides long. RefSeq lists its product as uncharacterized. The record is from RefSeq and is a predicted model, not a curated record. The transcript is spliced from 4 exons. Lineage: Eukaryota; Metazoa; Arthropoda; Insecta; Diptera; Culicidae. The coding region runs from base 1 to 1185 and encodes 394 amino acids.